Magnolia sinica is the source of this 2962-nucleotide messenger RNA. RefSeq lists its product as uncharacterized. The transcript has 15 exons. Lineage: Eukaryota; Viridiplantae; Streptophyta; Magnoliopsida; Magnoliales; Magnoliaceae. The record is from RefSeq and is a predicted model, not a curated record. Bases 254 to 2524 code for a protein of 756 amino acids.
CAGGCUUUAAAAUGAGACGCAUGACGGCCUGGCCCGGAAUCCGUUCGGCCAGCCGAGCCCAAUACCAGCCUUUCCACGCCAUCUUCGACACGUGUGGCUCGCUCUUGGCCGUUAGUUUCCCAAAGCCAUUACUCCCGAUUCUCUCUUACAUUCGCGCGAAAAACUGGUAAAGAAGCAAUCCUUGAAACACUUCCUUCUCCGAUUCUUCCUCGUCCUCUCUAAAAAAGCCCUCUCAAAAUCCAAACCCUUCCUCAUGUUCUCCUCCCAAAUCCUCUCUUCCACCCUCAAACCCUUCUCUUCCCAUUCAAAUCCCUCAUUUCCCUCCCACCAUCGCUCAAAUGCUCUCCCAAUCCCUCUCUCUCUCCGCUUCGAACCCUUGGAAUCUCAGCCGAAGAUUGAAGAAUCUCCGAGAUUCCCCUUCGAACCCUCGGAGUCUCGCCCUAAGAUCGAAGGAUCUUCUGAAUUCCCUGCCGAUCCUUCGGAAUCUCACCCGUUGAUUGAAGACUCUUCUUCGGGCAACGAGGAUUAUAGAGUGGAUAAGAAAAGCAUCGAUCAUGGCGGUAUAGAUGCGAACGGAGACAAGGAAGAGAAGCGGAUAUCUGGAAUUCAUGUGCCGAGGCAGAGAUAUAUUUCAGUUUCCAAGGCAGAGCUUCUCGAUGGUAUACUCUCUAUGUUCGAGUCGCAGGAAAGCAUCGAUGACUUUCUCCAAGUGUCUUUAUGCUUGGACUCCAUUAUUCAUGCUGAACACAAAAGCAUUUUAGAGGAGAUGCGAAUUGAUUAUUCCCUGACUCAAUCGCCAGAAUCCAAGGGAAACAGUGCGCCAUCUUUGGCAGCAUCUGAAGAAGAUCUCAUGGACAGCUUGCAGCCUUUAGCUUCGGAUGAUUCUCUUGGCAGCGAGAGUGUGGGAAACAGUCCGGAGAAGGACAAAAAUGUCAAACCACCACCUUUCUAUUAUGGUUUGGACCUGAGUUUUCUGUUACGUUUAUCUGUCAGAAGGUCUAGAAGAAAUUCUGUUGCGGAAUCUAGAAUUGCUGUAGCGACUCGUUUCCAGCGAGCUUUCAUGAAACUUCUACACAAUGCUGAGUUUGAGGAACUAUCAGCUGCGGAUUUGCUGCUGACAUCUGCAUUAAAUACUGAUUAUCUCCUGACAUUGCCAAUAUAUGUUGACUGGAAGAAAGCGUCAGAUUCUAAAGCAAUAAUAUUCAGGCGCGGAUAUGCUACUGAAAGGCAGAAGGGGUUUUUAAUUGGUGAAAAGCUGGAUUAUUUACAGUCGAGGCUUCUGCAAGGGAUUUUCUUCACUAUAUCAAGACCAUUGGAAAAAGUUGGCUUGUGGAUAAAUGAGGCAAUGAAAAGCGCUAGCCAGACAGAAGAAAUCCAAAAUUGGAUUGAGAGAUUUAGGACUUGGCUCAAGGAGCUAUCUUUGCCUCAAGGGACACAUUCUUAUGAUGAAAUGGCACUCAAUGAGCAACUGGUAGUUGACCAAUUAUCAGAUAGUGACCUUCCUAUUUGGUUUGCCGCACAAAGAGCUGUCCCUCGAUAUGAAGGCCUUCUAUCAUCAGUACUUGGACCUCGUGGGAGGCUCUUAAGGAAAUUGCUCAUGUGGAUCGGAAUUAUUCCCUCCAUGCCAGAAACAUCAUUCAAGAUUGAUAAUGCUAGUAAAAGUUCCGAACCUUAUUUGAGGCCCAACUCUUUAUCGAGGAUAUCACUUGCUGACAUUUGGAAACCUGCUACACGGGAAUCUUGCGGAAAUGAUCUCUGGAAAAUGUUUAAAACGUCUAUAUCUGUACUUUUUUCCCAGUCAGUUCUCCAGGAACCAGCUUUUGAAGAAUUAAUAUUGCUUUAUACUGAGGAACAAGGUCAAAGAGAGACUGAAGAUGAAGCCGAGAUUCCUUCUUUGCAGUUGAAGAUCUAUGAGAGAAUCCCUAUUCCGGAUCUUCUUGUUAUUUUUCCCCACAAAAAACUAUCUUUCCGGAUCCUAGAUACGGUACGCUUGGAUGUUGCGAGCAUUCUGGGACUGUUGGCAUUCUUUGUAAAUUACAAAUUUGAGAAUAUUCUUUCAUCUCCGUCAGCAAUUUUGCUUGAUGUGAUCGCAAUUAGUGCACUUAUAAUAUAUGUUACACGUGUAGCACUCGGUUACAAACAAACCUGGGAUCGUUAUCAACUUCUAGUCAACAAGACGCUCUAUGAGAAAACCUUAGCAAGUGGCUUUGGCUCUGUCCACUUCCUUCUGGAUGCCUCUGAACAGCAACAAUACAAGGAAUCAAUUUUGGCCUAUGCUCUCCUACUACAAGCAGAUGAACGUGAGGCGGCUUCUCGAAAAAGCAUUGGGGAUACCUGCGAAAGAUUCAUGUAUGAUAAAUUCAACGAAAAGGUUGAAAUGCCCAUUGAUAAGGCUAUGGAUACAUUGCUAAGGUUAGGUCUUGUAGCAGAGAUAUCUCCAGAAGGCAGCUUCAGACUACAGGCUCUUCCAUGUUCCAAAGCAUAUGAAACCCUCAAAAAACGUUGGGACAGCUUGCUAGGAUGAAAGAUCACAGCAUGUUUAUUUCCCUAGUUUUGGAUAUAGGCAAUAGAAGGACCAUAAUUUUUUGUGGGCCUUAGCCUUCGACUUGUCCGGUCUUGAACCAUAAGCAGGUUUGGAAGCAAAUAGAGACCUAUUUACAGGCUCGUAGAGCAGCUAUAUUUAUCCAGUGGUCAGCAAUGGCUAAAUUAUCUGCAUUGAGCAGCACAAUAGAAACUUCAUAUUUCUGGUGCAAUAGGAUAUAUUAUAGGUGAUGAAUGGUGCAAAACGCAUUCCAAGACAACCUCAUGAUCAACAAGCCAAAAAUAAUCUUUGUAAGGGUUAUGCAGAUGCUUUCAGAUUUCAGGUCCUCCUCACCACUGUUUCAAUGAAGAUCAGUCCAUUCCACCUCCAAUUUGUAAGUAAUAGCUUCAAAUCACUCUCUAAGCUGAUUCUCGUGUGCCA